CACAAACCCCAGACUGGUCUAGACCGUGUUAGCAAAAGCCAAUUCUUUUUGCGCAUGACUUUUGGGCUUCUUUUCCUCGUCAUGCCAUGUCACCAAUAUGGCCUGUCUUUAACCGGAAACUAUUGAUGAUACUACGCUCAUGACUUGGUUAUGCAGCUGUAUAUAAGACUUGGCAGUUGACCCCAUCUUUAUCACCAGCAUCCAUCAUCAGUUUCCACUUUAUCUUAUCAAGAACUUGUAUCAAUCAUGGAGAGUUUGAAUAUUACCGGCAAAGCAGAUCUUGAACUUCAGGCCAAGGUUUCUGGUACAGAGUUCAUGGAUGCCAAGAGCCAUGCUGUCGAGGCUGAUCGUCAGGCUGAGCAUGAGUUGACGCUGAAGCAAUGCUUUCGUCAACAUCCGGCUAUUGUUUGGUGGUGCUUUUACUGGUCAAUCGCAGCUGUAGGCUGGGGCUUUGAUGCUCAGAUCAACGGUGCCAUGAUCUCCGUCGCUGCCUUCCGACGUGACUUUGGAUAUGUCGAAAAUGGCGAAGCUAUCCUCCCCGCCGACUGGCAAACCGCCUUCAACUGCAUCAGCUCCGUAGGCGGUUUCUUCGGCGGUUUCAUGUGUUCCUGGAUCUGCGAUUACGUCGGCCGAAAGAACUCUCUCGUCAUGGCACUCCUUCUCGCGACCGGCGGUACGAUCGGAGAGUGCAUGUCCAAUACCAAUGUCGCUUUCCUAAUGUCCAAGCUUAUUAUUGGUCUUGGACUCGGUUUCUUUCUGACGCUUGCCCCGUUGGCGACGUCGGAGAUUUCACCUGUUGUGUUUCGCGGUAUUGCUACUGCGGGCGUUAACCUUGGAAUUGCUAUUGGUCAGUUGGUUUCUAAUGGUGUUAUCAAGGCUUUUGGUGAAAGGACGGACCAUUGGGCUUGGCGGGGUGCUUUGGCUACGCAGGGUAUCUUUAUUGUCAUCCUUGCUAUUGGUCUGCCUUUUGCUCCCGAAACUCCGUGGUAUCUGGUUCGCAAGGGUAAGAUGGAGGAGGCCAAGAAGUCACUCAUCCAGCUAUACGGAUCUGGAGUCGACAUUGACGCCAAGCUCGCUACUAUCAAGGAGACCAUCGCCGAGGAACAAGCCGCCUCUGCUGAAGAAGCAUCAUGGGUCCAGUGCUUCAAGGGAACCGAUCUUGUCCGAACCAUGAUCAGCAUGGGAGUCUUUGUUUGCCAACACUUCGUCGGCAUCAUCUUUGUCCUGGGAUACUCGACCUACUUCUUUCAACUCGCCGGUCUCGAAACCUCUCGCAGCUUUGAUCUCGGCGUCGGAGUCACCGCAUGCGGUGUUCUUGGAAACAUCUGCAGUUGGUUCGUCGUCAACUCCUUCGGCCGUCGCAAGAUCUUCCUCUCAGGCAUGGGAGCUCUCACAGUUCUCCUAUUCCUCAUUGGUAUCAUGGAUGUUGUACCAACGUCAGCUGCCAAGUGGGUGCAAGCCGCAUGCACAGUCAUCUACGCUUACGUCUACUUCGCCACCGUCGGAGCCAUGGCCUUUGCUGUUCUUGGCGAAACAGCUUCGUUGAACCUCAAGGCUAAGACAAUGGCGCUUGCUACUGCUACACAGUCUGUCAUGGGCAUUGCGAUGAACUUUGCCAUUCCGUAUAUGGUUAACCCUGAUGAGGGUAAUCUGAAGGGCAAGGUUGGCUUCAUAUUUGGCGGUCUUGGCUUGAUCGGCUUUAUUUGGAGUUGGGUCUAUGUUCCUGAGCUCAAGGGGCGACGAUAUGAUGAGAUUGACCACAUGUUUCAUAACAAGGUCAGUCCUCGACAGAUGGGAACUUAUAAGCUGUAAAGGAUGGGCCGCUGGCGAAACGCGGAGAUUCUGAGAUCAUGACUGGGCCUUGUAUUUUGUAUUUGGAAGAAGUGCGGUAGUC
Molecule: messenger RNA, 1894 nt
Organism: Fusarium redolens
Lineage: Eukaryota; Fungi; Ascomycota; Sordariomycetes; Hypocreales; Nectriaceae
Product: general substrate transporter
Exons: 3
Coding region: 247-1812 (521 amino acids)
Biological process (GO): carbohydrate transport; transmembrane transport
Cellular component (GO): membrane
Molecular function (GO): carbohydrate:proton symporter activity
Source: RefSeq, a predicted model, not a curated record